AUGGACAUGGACAUGGACGUGGACGUGGACGUGGACGUGGACAUGGACGUGGACGUGGAAGUGGACGUGGACAUAGACGUGGACGUGGACGUGGACGUGGACGUGGACGAGGACAUGGACAUAGACGUGGACGUGGACGUGGACGUGGACGUGGACAUGGUCGUGGAUGUGGACAUGGACAUGGACAUGGACCUGGACAUGGACGUGGACAUGCACAUGGACGUGGACGUGGACAUGGACGUGGACAUGGACGUGGACGUGGACGUGGACAUGGACAUGGACAUGGACGUGGACGUGGACGUGUACAUGGACGUGGACAUGGACGUGGACGUGGACGUGGACAUGGACAUGGACGUGGAUGUGGACGUGAACGUGGACAUGGACGUGGACAUGGACGUGGACAUGGACGUGGACAUGGACGUGGACAUGGACGUGGACAUGGACGUGGACGUGGACGUGGACGUGGACGUGGACAUGGACGUGGACAUGGACGUGGACGUGGACGUGGACGUGGACAUGGACGUGGACGUGGACGUGGACAUGGACGUGGACGUGGACGUGGACGUGGACGUGGACAUGGACGUGGACGUGGACGUGGACAUGGACGUGGACAUGGACGUGGACAUAGACGUGGACGUGGACGUGGACGUGGACGUGGACAUGGACGUGGACGUGGACGUGGACGUGGACAUGGACCUGGACGUGGACGUGGACGUGGACGUGGACGUAGACGUGGUCGUGGAAGUGGACGUGGACAUGGACGUGGUCGUGGUCGUAGACGUAGACGUGGUCGUGGACGUGGACGUGGACGUGGAGGACGUGGACGUGGACGUGGAGGACGUGGACAUGGACGUGGACGAGGUUGUGGACGUGGAGGACUUGGACGUGGACAUGUACGUGGACGUGGACGUGGACGUGGACAUGGUCGUGGACGUGGACGUGGACGUUGAUGUGGACAUGGACGUGGACAUGGACGUGGACAUGGACGUGGACAUAGACGUGGACGUGGACGUGGACAUGGACGUGGACGUGGACGUGGACAUGGACGUGGACGUGGACGUGGACAUGGACGUGGACGUGGACGUGGACGUGGACAUGGACGUGGACGUGGACGUGGACGUGGACAUGGACGUGGACGUGGACGUGGACAUGGACGUGGACGUGGACGUCGACGUGGACAUGGACGUGGACAUGGACGUCGACGUAGACAUGGACGUGGACAUGGACAUGGACGUGGACGUGGACAUGGACAUGGACGUGGCGUGGACACGUGUCGUGGACGUAGACGUGGACGUGGACGUGGACGUGGACGUGGACGUGGACGUGGAGAUGGACAUGGACAUGGACAUGGACGUGGGCGUGGACGUGGACGUGGACGUGGACAUGGACGUGGACGUGGAAGUGGACGUGGACAUAGACGUGGACGUGGACGUGGACGUGGACGAGGACAUGGACAUAGACGUGGACGUGGACGUGGACGUGGACAUGGUCAUGGAUGUGGACAUGGACAUGGACAUGGACCUGGACAUGGACGUGGACAUGCACAUGGACGUGGACGUGGACAUGGACGUGGACAUGGACGUGGACGUGGACGUGGACAUGGACAUGGACAUGGACGUGGACGUAGACGUGUACAUGGACGUGGACAUGGACGUGGACGUGGACGUGGACAUGGACAUGGACGUGGACGUGGACGUGAACGUGGACAUGGACGUGGACAUGGACGUGGACAUGGACGUGGACAUGGACGUGGACGUGGACGUGGACGUGGACAUGGACAUGGACGUGGACGUGGACAUGGACGUGGACGUGGACAUGGACGUGGACGUGGACGUGGACAUGGACGUGGACGUGGACGUGGACAUGGACGUGGACAUGGACGUGGACAUGGACAUGGACGUGGACGUGGACGUGGACAUGGACAUGGACGUGGACGUGGACAUGGACGUGGACGUGGACGUGGACGUGGACGUGGACGUGGACAUGGACGUGGACGUGGACGUGGACAUGGACGUGGACAUGGAUGUGGACGUAGACGUGGACGUGGACGUGGACGUGGACAUGGACGUGGACGUGGACGUGGACAUGGACCUGGACGUGGACGUGGACGUGGACGUGGACGUGGACAUGGACGUGGACGUGGACGUGGACAUGGACGUGGACAUGGACGUGGACGUAGACGUGGACGUGGACGUGGACGUGGACAUGGACGUGGACGUGGACGUGGACAUGGACCUGGACGUGGACGUGGACGUGGACGUGGACGUGGACAUGGACGUGGACGUGGACGUGGACAUGGACGUGGACGUGGACGUGGACAUGGACGUGGACAUGGACGUGGACAUGGACAUGGACGUGGACGUGGACGUGGACAUGGACAUGGACGUGGACGUGGACAUGGACGUGGACGUGGACGUGGACGUGGACGUGGACGUGGACAUGGACGUGGACGUGGACGUGGACAUGGACGUGGACAUGGACGUGGACGUAGACGUGGACGUGGACGUGGACGUGGACAUGGACGUGGACGUGGACGUGGACAUGGACCUGGACGUGGACGUGGACGUGGACGUGGACGUAGACGUGGUCGUGGAAGUGGACGUGGACAUGGACGUGGUCGUGGUCGUGGACGUAGACGUGGUCGUGGACGUGGACGUGGACGUGGAGGACGUGGACGUGGACGUGGAGGACGUGGACAUGGACGUGGACGAGGUUGUGGACGUGGAGGACUUGGACGUGGACAUGUACGUGGACGUGGACAUGGUCGUGGACGUGGACGUGGACGUUGAGGUGGACAUGGACGUGGACAUGGACGUGGACAUGGACGUGGACAUAGACGUGGAAGUGGACGUGGACAUGGACGUGGACGUUGACGUGGACAUGGACGUGGACGUGGACGUGGACAUGGACUUGGACGUGGACGUGGACGUGGACAUAGACGUGGACGUGGACGUGGACGUGGACAUGGACGUGGACGUGGACGUGGACAUGGACGUGGACGUGGACGUCGACGUAGACAUGGACGUGGACAUGGACGUGGACGUGGACGUGGACAUGGACAUGGACGUGGCGUGGACACGUGUCGUGGACGUAGACGUGGACGUGGACGUGGACGUGGACGUGGACGUGGACAUGGACAUGGACAUGGACAUGGACGUGGACGUGGACGUGGACGUGGACAUGGACGUGGACGUGGAAGUGGACGUGGACAUAGACGUGGACGUGGACGUGGACGUGGACGUGGACGACGACAUGGACAUAGACGUGGACGUGGACGUGAAAGUGGACGUGGACAUGGUCGUGGAUGUGGACAUGGACAUGGACAUGGACCUGGACAUGGACGUGGACAUGCACAUGGACGUGGACGUUGACAUGGAUGUGGACAUGGACGUGGACGUGGACAUGGACGUGGACAUGGACAUGGACGUGGACGUGGACAUGGACGUGGACGUGGACAUGGACGUGGACAUGGACGUGGACAUGGACGUGGACAUGGACGUGGACAUGGACGUGGACAUGGACGUGGACAUGGAAAUGGACGUGGACGUGGAUGUGGACAUGGACGUGGACGUGGACGUGGACAUGGACGUGGACGUGGACGUGGACGUGGACGUGGACAUGGACGUGGACGUGGACGUGGACAUGGACGUGGACAUGGACGUGGACGUAGACGUGGACGUGGACGUGGACGUGGACAUGGACGUGGACGUGGACGUGGACAUGGACCUGGACGUGGACGUGGACGUGGACGUGGACGUAGACGUGGUCGUGGAAGUGGACGUGGACAUGGACGUGGUCGUGGUCGUGGACGUAGACGUGGUCGUGGACGUGGACGUGGACGUGGAGGACGUGGACGUGGACGUGGAGGACGUGGACAUGGACGUGGACGAGGUUGUGGACGUGGAGGACUUGGACGUGGACAUGUACGUGGACGUGGACGUGGACGUGGACAUGGUCGUGGACGUGGACGUGGACGUUGAUGUGGACAUGGACGUGGACAUGGACGUGGACAUGGACGUAGACAUAGACGUGGACGUGGAGGUGGACAUGAACGUGGACGUGGACGUGGACAUGGACGUGGACGUGGACGUGGACAUGGACAUGGACGUGGACGUGGACGUGGACAUGGACGUGGACGUGGACGUGGACGUGGACAUGGACGUGGACGUGGACGUGGACAUGGACGUGGACGUGGACGUCGACGUAGACAUGGACGUGGACAUGGACGUGGACGUGGACGUGGACGUGGACGUGGACAUCAACGUGGACGUGGACGUGGGCGUGGACGUGGACAUGGACAUGGACGUGGACGUGGACAUGGACGUGGACGUGGACAUGGACGUGGAGGUGGACGUCGACAUGGACGUGGACAUGGAAGUGGACGUGGACGUGGACGUGGACGUGGACGUGGACAUGGACGUGGACGUGGACGUGGACAUGGACGUGGACGUGGACGUGGAUAUGGACGUGGACGUGGACGUGGACGUGGACCUGGACGUGGACGUGGACAUGGACGUGGACGUGGACGUGGAUGUGGAGGACUUGGACUUGGACAUGGACGUGGACGUGGACGUGAACAUGGACGUGGACGUGGACAUGGACGUAGACAUGGACGUGGACGUGGACGUGGACGUGGACAUCGACGUGGACGUGGACGUGGGCGUGGACGUGGACAUGGACAUGGACGUGGACGUGGACAUGGACGUGGACGUGGACAUGGACGUGGACGUGGACGUGGACGUAGACGUGGACAUGGACGUGGACGUGGACAUGGACGUGGACAUGGACGUGGACGUGGAGAUAGACGUGGACAUGGACAUUGACAUGGACGUGGACGUUGACGUGGACAUGGACGUGGACAUGGACGUGGACAUGGACGUGGACGUGGACAUGGACGUGGACGUGGACAUGGACGUGGACGUGGACGUGGACGUGGAUGUGGACGUGGACAUGGACGUGGAACUGGACGUGGACAUGGACGUGGAUAUGGACGUGGACAUGGACGUGGACAUGGACGUGGACGUGGACAUGGACGUGGACAUGGACAUGGACGUGGACAUGGACGUGGACGUGGAUAUGGACGUGGACGUGGACAUUGACGUGGACGUGGACGUGGGCGUGGACGUGGACAUGGACAUGGACGUGGACGUGGACAUGGACGUGGACGUGGACAUGGACAUGGACGUGGACAUGGACGUGGACAUGGACGUGGACAUGGACGUGGAUGUGGACAUGGUAGUGGACGUGGACGUGGACAUGGACAUGGACGUGGACGUGGACAUGGACGUGGACGUGGACGUGGACGUGGACGUGGACCUGGACGUAGACGUGGACGUGGACAUGGAUGUGGACGUGGACGUGGAGAACUUAGACGUGGACAUGGACGUGGACGUGGACGUGGACAUGGACGUGGACAUGGACAUGGACGUGGACAUGGACGUGGACGUGGACAUGGACGUGGACGUGGACUUGGACAUGGACGUGGACGUGGACGUGGACGUGGAUGUGGACGUGGACAUGGACGUGUACGUGGACUUGGACAUGGACGUGGACAUGGACGUGGACAUGGACGUGGACAUGGACGUGGACGUGGACAUCGACGUGGACAUGGACGUGGGCGUGGACGUGGACAUGGACAUGGACGUGGACAUGGACGUGGACGUGGACAUGGACGUGGACGUGGACGUGGAUGUGGAGGAGUUGGAUGUGGACAUGGACGUGGACAUGGACGUGGACGUGGACGUGGACGUGGACAUGGACGUGGACGUGGACGUGGACGUGAACAUGGACAUGGACAUGACGUGGAUGUGGACGUGGACGUGGACAUGGACGUGGACAUGGACGUGGACGUGGACGUGGACAUGGACGUGGACAUGGACGUAG
This is a messenger RNA of Closterium sp. NIES-65, 5883 nucleotides long. The record is from the annotation of a GenBank genome assembly. Lineage: Eukaryota; Viridiplantae; Streptophyta; Zygnematophyceae; Desmidiales; Closteriaceae.